Messenger RNA from Penicillium paradoxum, 3147 nucleotides. RefSeq names its product putative importin 13. Gene Ontology annotation, biological process: protein import into nucleus. Gene Ontology annotation, cellular component: nuclear membrane; cytoplasm. Lineage: Eukaryota; Fungi; Ascomycota; Eurotiomycetes; Eurotiales; Aspergillaceae. The transcript has 5 exons. The record is from RefSeq and is a predicted model, not a curated record. Gene Ontology annotation, molecular function: small GTPase binding. Bases 1 to 3147 code for a protein of 1048 amino acids.
AUGAUACAAACAUACAGAUUCUGCCCGCCAAAGCCCCCCAGGCCUACAACAUGGCAACGUGGAUGUCUGACGAGGGCCUUGGUGCCAGAGAGUCUAUCUCAGAAGCUCAUAAGGCAUGAGCACAAUCUGGUCACUGACCUUUAUGAUCCAGGAAAUCAACGAGACCCCACUAGGAUUAAUGAGAUUCAGACGCGUCUUCAGCAACUUCAGAAGACUGACAAUGCAUGGGCAAUUGCGGAUUCGCUCCUUCAAAACCACUACUCCGUCCAGCAUCGGUUUAUGGGAGCACUCACCUUCACAGUGAAAAUCAAUGUCUCAUGGAGCGAAAUUAACGAAAAUACGGCCUCGGAGAUCAUGCAGCAUCUGAUAAAUCGUUUCGUCGCCUUGGUUACUAAUGGUGAACAAGCAAUGGUACUGCGAAAGCUUGCUUCAAGCUUGGUCGCCAUAUUUAGGCACCCCGUUACACCCUGGAAGCAAGCUAUACAACAGCUGGCUGCAAGCCUCAUUCAUGGUGGAUACAUAUCCGAAGAACAAUCACAGGUGGUGGAUUUCCAGGAAAAGAUACUGCCAGCGUUAAACAAAAAUGCAUCAGGCGCUCUCCUAUUUUUUUCAAUUGCUCUUGCCGAGGAGGCUCUCCGGCUAGACUCCGAACCUCAGGAUGGAGUCGGAGAUUCAUCCGCUAUCCAGCGAGCCAUAUUGAACAUCAAAGAUGGGUUGCUUCUGGGCCGAUUCGUUCUUAUGGAAAUAAUGGAGCAUGCCGGAGCAGCUGAGGUUGAUUCGGUUGCCGUAGCCUUGGCUGUUGAAGCUAUGAAUUCAUGGAAAACAUGGCUCGGUGUCCAUGGAAAUCGCCAACGCUCGUCUGCCGAAGAUAUUACUAUACUGGCCGUGGAAUGCGGCCAAACUAUCUUAAAAGCAUUGAGUAUAGACAGCUUGACUGAAAGUGCAGCUUCUAUUCUGACCCAGGCCUUCGAAACUCGCCGCUGGGCUUUCAACAGCAUUUCCUUGGAGAUGCUUGCUUCAUAUCUUACUAACUCAAUUGUGAAAUCCCACAUUAUUGCAGUGAGCCAGGGUACCGAAGGAACUGAGAGUAUGUCGUUUGUUGACCUCCUGAUUGCAUAUGUCUCACAUUUGCACUUGGAUGUUUUCAGCGGCCCCGAGGUCCCAUACAAUGCAGAUCUUCUCAUCCUUAUUCAUGCUAUUCUCAAAACUCCUGGUUAUGCUGCAAUUGACGAUCUCGGAACUCCGCGUGUGUUGGAGUUCUGGAACGAGAUCGCAGAGAGCGUCCCUGAUCAACUCGAAAAGGGUAGCCCCCGGCAUGAUUUGGUAAAGUUGCAUCUCGCUGAAGUUGUGCUAUCUCUUUCCAACAAGUUGCUAUACCCAACAUCCGAAGAUUUGGAAGAUUGGACUGAUGAAGAGCGGAGUGAAUUCAAUGCCUUCCGUCAUGAGGCAUGUGAUUACCUACUUUCAGCAUAUCCAGUCCUCGGUGUUGACCUGGUGAUUGUCUUUCAAAGAAGCGCCACAUCCAGCCUACAAGACCUGGAUUGGCGCAAUUUUGAGACUGCUAUGUUUUGUAUCGCUCAGCUUUCAGAAGCUGUGGAUGAAAAUGGCCAUGCCGAUCAAUGUCUCGAUGCUAUCUUUAGCAGCGAUGCCUUCUCCCGUCUUUGCGCCGGUGGUGAGACUGGAAUUCCGCUCAAGGCUCGUCAGACCCUCGUGGAUUCCUUCGGAAAGUACGAAUCCUACUUUGAGCGUCACAGUUCAUUACUUCCUGGUGUCUUGAACAUCUUGUUCGAAUCUCUCAACUUCGAGUUAUGUGCACAAGCGGCAUCAAGGUCCAUUUUGACUCUUUCAAAGUCGUGCGCUCGCGUUUUGACGUCAGACCUCCCAGCUUUCUUAGACCAACUAGAUCAGUUCAGAAGCAAGCCGACAGCAACUGUUUCUACAAUGCCCAAGGUUCUAGAAGGAAUCGCGACAAUAAUUCAAAGUUUGCCCAGCGACCAAGAAAAAGUACAAACCCUCGAGAGGAUUCUGGGAUUCUUUGUUCAGGAGGCCAACACCGCACGGGAGGAAGUUGCCAGUCAUGGGCAUGAACCUGGUCGCCUCCGUGGGCACCUUGUGCUGAGCUGCAUUGCCAGUAUUGGAAAAGGCCUUCGGUCGGAGAGCGACAUCAUCGAUAUCGAUACUUUGAAGGAUGGAGACCCGUACCCUCCAUCCUUCUGGAACUCCGGACCAGGCGCCGAAGCCCAACGCCUGAUCAUGGAGGCUAUGAGACUUCUGGUUGUCGACUUCCCUGUGGACAACAGUAUCAUUGAAGCAGCCUGUGAUAUUUUGAGAGCUGGCUACACUGAGCGUGCAGGGCUUUUUGUCUUCCCGCCUUCCAUGACAGUCGAUUUCAUCAAGAGCUUCCCACUCGGUAUCUCUGGCACAGAUGUCAUCAUGGCCACUGCCUCAUCCUUCUUGGCAUCGCACUCUCGGCAUGCGAUGAACAUUCGCAAUGAGGCCGAGGCACUCAUCGAUCAUGUUGCCCAGCUCUUCUCUUCGAUGCUCCAGAACCCGGAAACCUAUGAUCCGGAAACCGCCAAUGCCGGUAUUGACUUCCUCGCACGUCUUUUGCCAAAGUAUUAUCCGAUUCUGUUCACACCAAUGAAGUCAGAUCUGAGCGCGGAGUCUCCCCUCGCCGUCCUACUCCAUUUCGCAAUGCACGCAUUAACACGACCCGAGCCACUCCCUCUUCGAUCUGCUUCUACGUUCUGGGUUGCAUUAAUCGAUCUCCGUGGAAGCUCUCCGGAGGAAAUGCACAUUAUCGAAUCCGUUCAUCAAGAGUUUGUUCCUCGCUUGUGUUACACAAUAGUCCAGCAGAUUGCCGGCCGGUGUGCCAGAUCAGACUUGAUCUCUCUGAACGAUACUCUGCGCCGAACCAUUUUCAAAAAGAUGGCAUUGGCGCGCCCGGCUCUGAGCGCUGCACUCAAUUCUUUGAAUGCCCAGGUCACAGAUACAAACGGACAGCAAGUACCGCUUCUGUCAGCGCAAGACAAAUCACGGUUCCUGGAGUCUCUUGCUAUUGCUCGAGGUGCUCAGAAGCAGUCUCUGGACCUUGUGCGUUCCUUCUGGCUGAAAUGCCGUGGGAUGAAUUUUGACUAUGCCCAAUAA